UUUUCGUUCAAUUGUUUUGAACAACAAACAAGUGGGUGAAAUAACGCGUCGGGGUUUCGUCGGUACGGCUCUCUGGCUUAACUACACAGCUGCUCUCUUAAGACUGCGUUCGUGAGCGUCAUUUGUUUAUUCACGCCGAUGUUUGUUAUAGGUUGAUUCUAUUGUUGUUGCUGGUCUUUUUGUUUUUUUUGCUUUUUGGUAGCAGCGGCGGCAGCUGUGCUGAUCUGGCAUAGCCCGCGGCGAGUGGCACGUCGCAGCUGAAAAACCGGCGGCUAGUGCUGAAAGCAUUGGCAUUGUGAGACGACUUGAUUCCUGAUGAGCCACAAAGCGACCGAAAAAAUGAACGGACGCACCAUACGCAUCAAUCGGGUGCCAGCUACCAUAACUGCCAUUCUGCUGACCAUUGUGCUUGUCUACUUUCUCAACUUCCACAAGGAUGAGCGGCCCGCCAUUUAUGGCAUGCUACGCAGCGAUAACAAAGUGAAUCUUCGCAAAAUGCUAAUUGCCGCCAUACAGGCGGCACAGCGCGGCGGCCUGGAGGUGCUCGAUGUGGCGCAUACGCGCCAGCUAAAGGAGCGCAGCAAGGGCAAAACGGCGGAAGGUGUCAACGAUCCGUUUACGGACGCGGAUGGCCGUUCGCAUUGCGUGAUGAAGCAGGGAUUGCAACGCAUUUUUCCGCGUGUUCGCAUCUUUUCCGAGGAGGACAAGGAGCAUUGCAAAGAUGCGCACAGCUUCGAUCUGGAUCCCACUGUGCUGCACGAGACAGCCAGUGUGCCCGACGUGGCAGUAACCGCGCAAGAUGUGACCAUUUGGGUGGAUCCGCUCGAUGCCACCAAAGAGUUUACAGAGGAGCUGUACGAGUAUGUUACGACCAUGGUGUGCGUCGCUGUCGCCGGUCGUCCAGUGAUUGGCGUCAUACACAAUCCGUUCAGCGGCCAGACCGCUUGGGCGUGGGUGGGCCACAGCAUGUCCGAGUAUCUGGAUGAGCUGCACAAGCAGCCGCGUCUCAACUCCGAUCAGCCCAUUAUCACCGUUUCGCGCUCGCAUGCCGCCGCCGUCAAGGAAGUGGCGCGCAAUGUCUUUGGCGAGAAUGUCAGCUUGCUGACAGCCGCUGGCGCUGGGUACAAGGUGCUACAAGUGGUGGCCAACAAUGCGACCGCCUAUCUGCACACCUCCAUAAUCAAGAAGUGGGACAUUUGUGCCGGCGAGGCCAUACUGCGCGCCCUUGGCGGCGCCAUGUCAACGCUCGACGACGAGCCCAUCAAUUAUGGGCCCCACGACUCGCCAGUGAAUAGCGGCGGCCUUCUGGCCAGCCUAGACCAACAUGCGGAGUACAUGGAGCGCUUCGCCAAAUAUCGCUCGACGCACAAUGGCAAGCUCAGGUAGUGAAGGAUACGUCUGCUAAUACCCAAUCCUUUGAAUCUCUGCCGGCAGCUGCUGGACGCGUGCAACGUCGUCAGCUUAGGCUUAAGUUAAAUGAUAGAAAACAAAAUAAAAUAAACCGGUUCCUGUGCCGCACAGCUUUUAUUAGCUUUCUUUAGGCGGGUCAUGAACCCGCAGAACGCAAACAACACGCAGAUUGAGUCCACAAAAUAAAUGAAAAUAAUUUUAUGUUCUGUUUAGCUUUUUACGAAAAUGUUUAUAUCACGAAUUCGCUGUAUGUUGAACUGUCAAGUGUUAUUCUUUUGUUUAAUUGUUUUCGAAUAUUUUCGGGAGCAUUAAUUGAAGUGUAAAAUAUGUUAAUUUUCAUAUCUUUUGUCACUCAGCAAACUGGUGCUAUCCGAAUAAACAAGAAUAAACAAAUA
This is a messenger RNA of Drosophila montana, 1805 nucleotides long. Its product is annotated as putative inositol monophosphatase 3. Gene Ontology annotation, biological process: phosphatidylinositol phosphate biosynthetic process. The coding region runs from base 316 to 1386 and encodes 356 amino acids. Gene Ontology annotation, molecular function: 3'-nucleotidase activity. Gene Ontology annotation, cellular component: endomembrane system. The record is from RefSeq and is a predicted model, not a curated record. NCBI's taxonomy places the organism in Eukaryota, Metazoa, Arthropoda, Insecta, Diptera, Drosophilidae. The transcript has 2 exons.